Molecule: messenger RNA, 1084 nt
Organism: Anoplopoma fimbria (sablefish)
Lineage: Eukaryota; Metazoa; Chordata; Actinopteri; Perciformes; Anoplopomatidae
Exons: 12
Coding region: 59-1000 (313 amino acids)
Source: RefSeq, a predicted model, not a curated record
CAGACAGACAGACAGACGGACAGACAGACACACAGACAGACACACAGACAGACUGAAGAUGAUGUGGAGUGUUGUGUUCCUGCUGACCUCUGCUCUCACUUUGGAGUCCUACGCUGUCCAAGACCUCUACGAGCGUCUGACCCACGGUCGGCAGCUGAAGAUCUACCUGCCGAAGAGUGCCGAGAAGCUGGAGUUCAUUCCAGCUGCUGAUCACAGAAAGACCUUCUCGUACUGGGAGAAGGGCCAUCACAGGAUUACCAAAGGCAGGGUGUCGGGUACCGGCAGCGACCGGCGCUGGUACAUUGACAAGGUGACCUAUGAGGACCAGGGGACGUACGUCCAGAGAGACUACUGGAACAAAGAAAUCUCUUCGGUCAAAGUCGCCGUCACACCCAGGUUCCUCAAUGUGAAGUGUGUAGCAGGAGAGAGUCUUUACAUCCAGCUGGAGGGCAUCGACCUGAGCGACGCCGCCCUCUCCUUCUCUGGGGAGGCCACCAACGUUACCCUGGUGCAUGAUGGGGCUCGGUUGUCCCAGAACCUGCCGGAUUAUUGGGACCGGGUUCAGACCCACACCAUGAAAAUCGAGAUCAGGAAUGUGAACCACAGUGAUGAGGGACUUUACACCCUCAGAGACCGGAGCGACCGGCUGGUGUCUGUUACCCGGAUGGACCUGACGGACCACCAUGAGUCCUCUGAAGGAAACCCUCUCCUGGCCCUGCUCCUCCUGCUCGGCGUCCCUGCUGGGAUCUGCUGCUGCUGUCGGAAGAAGAUCUUCAAGAAGAAAGCGUCUACUGCUGCAACGUUCCAGGCUAACCCUCAGGCGGUCCACCCUCCUCCCGGUGGUCCUGUUGGACCUUGUCCUCCGUACAACACGCCUGGACAACCAGGAGCGGUGUACUACCACGGGCCGGACCCUAACAUGGGUCCUGCAGUCCACCCCCCCCAAACACCGGUCCAGGACAGUGGAACGGCCCCCCCCCCCAGCGAUCCCAGGUUAUAACCCGGGUUACCCUCCCCAGAACCCGUCCUACCCACCCCAGAACCCGUCCUACCCUCCCCAGAACCCGUCCUACCCACCCCAGAA